Messenger RNA from Cricetulus griseus (Chinese hamster), 2394 nucleotides. The record is from RefSeq and is a predicted model, not a curated record. Lineage: Eukaryota; Metazoa; Chordata; Mammalia; Rodentia; Cricetidae.
UCUAUAGAAGACACAGCAGCAAGACUCCCAGAUGAACAACCGAAAGGAAGAUAUGGAAAUCACUUCUCACUACCGGCACCUGCUUCGGGAGCUCAAUGAGCAGAGGCAGCACGGAGUCCUGUGUGAUGUAUGUGUCGUGGUGGAGGGCAAGGUCUUCAAGGCACACAAGAACGUCUUGCUUGGGAGCAGCCGCUACUUCAAGACACUGUACUGUCAGGUACAGAAGACAUCUGACCAGGCCACAGUAACUCACUUGGACAUUGUCACAGCCCAGGGCUUCAAGGCCAUUAUUGACUUCAUGUACUCUGCCCACCUGGCUCUCACCAGCAGGAAUGUUAUUGAGGUGAUGUCAGCUGCCAGCUUCCUACAGAUGACUGACAUCGUGCAGGCCUGCCAUGAUUUCAUCAAGGCUGCACUGGACAUCAGUAUCAAGUCAGAUGCCUCAGAUGAACUCUCUGAGUUUGAGAUUGGCACCCCAGCCAGCAACAGCACAGAGGCACUGAUCUCAGCUGUGAUGGCUGGAAGGAGCAUCUCCCCAUGGCUGGCUCGGAGAACAAGUCCUGCCAAUUCUUCUGGAGACUCUGCCAUUGCUAGCUGUCAUGAAGGAGGGAGCAGCUAUGGGAAGGAGGACCAGGAACCUAAGGCCGAUGGCCCUGAUGAUAUUUCUUCACAGGCUUUGUGGCCUGGAGAUGUAGGCUAUGGGUCUCUGCACAUCAAGGAAGAACAGGUUUCGCCAUCACAUUAUGGAGGGAGUGAGCUUCCAUCCUCUAAGGACACUGCAAUACAGAACUCUUUAUCAGAGCAGGGUGCUGGGGAUGGCUGGCAGCCCACAGGCCGGAGGAAGAAUCGGAAAAACAAAGAGACUGUCCGACAUAUCACGCAGCAGGUAGAAGAGGACAGCCGGGCUGGCUCCCCAGUACCCUCAUUCCUGCCAACAUCGGGAUGGCCUUUCAGCAGUCGAGACUCAAAUAUGGACCUGACUGUCACUGAGGCCAGCAGCUCGGACAGCAGAGGUGAGAGAGCAGAGCUCUAUGCACACAUCGAUGAGGGCCUCCUAGGAGGAGAAACCAGCUACUUGGGCCCACCCCUCACCCCAGAGAAGGAUGAAGCACUGCACCAGGCCACUGCAGUGGCCAACCUUCGUGCAGCACUCAUGAGUAAGAACAGUCUGCUGUCACUCAAGGCUGACGUGCUCGGUGACGAUGGCUCGCUUCUGUUCGAGUACCUGCCCAAAGGUGCCCACUCGUUGUCUCGUAAGUGCAACCUCUGGUGUGUCACUGUGUCCUGCUUUGAUUUUUAGCACCUCAUUUCAACUCUCAGACCCAGGUGUCACUGAGCCUGUCAGGCAGAUCGGCUGUGGGUUGCAGCUACCUUCCAACUACCUCCAAGUCUUUCAGGAUGUAGACUGGCUUUGUGUCCAAUGGGACCAGCAUGCUUGCUUUACAGAACCAGAAGGGAAUUGGUAUAUAUUGUUGGACAUCAAGAGGGAGCAGUGAGCACUUGUUGGAACGGUUUGUGCUCAAACUUGAAGCAUCUAAACCUAAAACCCACCGAGCUUAAAAGUGCACACAAUUAGUAAACCUAAGCCACAAGUCCCUUUAAGCCAGUGGCAGGUCUGGUGUCUGAUAGUCUUUGUGUCCAGGGAACAGGUACUGGCUCCCUCUGCUGGUCCCGGCACCCAGCCUUUGUGCUGGGAUUUGUUCUGUGUAGGAGACAUGCAGAGAGCCGCUGACCUGGAUGUGGAGCUUGCUUUGUUCUUGUUAGAGAGUGCUGUCAUGUGUGUGUUUUUAGAAAGGAGUUGGAUGCUGCAUAUAAGACCGUAGUGUGUCUAGAUGAAAUUCAGACCACAGACUGACAAUGCUGCAGCUGAAGGGCAGCUACUGUUCAGCUGGCGUUCAGCAAGCUGGCUCCCUCAAGCUGCCUUUUCCUGUGAGAUAAGAGGCAUUAGCAUCUGCAGAGCUCCUAGCCACAAGACAGGCUGCUUCCCAUGUCACAUUACAUGCUAACAAUAGUAGUCAUCUGGGUGAUGCUGGGAGAAUGGUGUGACUGCCCUGGGCAUCAACCUAGCUCCAGAACUUCCCGUUCAUCUGGUGCUCAGCAUGAGUGUGAGAAAAUGACCUGAUACCUUUCUCUUUGGGGAAGUAAGGGACACACCCCACUCUGGAUACACUGAGUUGGGAACAUGAGGGGUAUCCUGUCCCAGGAAGCCCAAGGACAUGUAUGAUGGUGACUGGUAAUCCUCCAAGCCACUGAAUUGCAGGACAGUUUCCAGCUGCCUUUGAUGCUGGCACUUUGGACCAUGUUUACGGUUUUGUUUCCAUGAGCACUAAAACAUUAUUUGUUGGGCUUUUGUAUUGGUUUGAGGAGUUAUGCAAAUCGUUUAUGGCAAAUAAA